CCAUACAAAACAAAUUAAUUUCAUCUCUUUAUUUGUACUUUGAUCAUUCAUAAAUUCAUGUCCGUAUCUUUCACUCUCAUGACUUCUCUCAUUUCUCUAUUUCUCCUCAAUCUUCGCCAACAUGUUAGGUCUCCAAAAAAAUAGUAAAAACAAGACAUGUUUUUAGCAGAUGCUUAGGAUUUUUCUCCUCAAAUUUCGUUCUCCUUUAGUGGUCUCUCCACUUUCUCCUAUGAAUUCAAGAUUACUAUACUACUAGUCUACUACUAUUAGCUUGUGUUCCUUUUUUCCUUUACUUGUAGUUGGAAAAGUCAUGAGUACCAAUAAACAUUUUAUGCUCAAAAGCCACUUUAAUAAAAUGUUUUUGAGUGAAUUUAUAUGUAAAAUGACUUGGUGUCUCAGUUCCGUCUGGGGCUUCUUUUGUAGCUUUAUGUUCAAGAUUUUCUUUCUCUUGGAGAAAUACAUAGACAGCAGGAUGGUGGAGGGUGAUUAUAAGAAGAAUGAUUCAGAUUUUAGAGCCAUUCAAUUGGAAUGCAAAAGUGACAAAAAAUUAGAAUUUAAUGAAACAGAGAGCUCUGUUUUUGUUCAGAGUAAGUUUGAAUAUAUAUAUGGACAAGAUGCUUUUGGAUUUAUAGAAAAGCCAGAAGUUAAAAGCUUUACUAUUCAAGAAAUGUUUGUGAAUUCAAAUGAAGGAGAAGAAGAAGUUUUAAUGGCUGAAGAGUUGAAGUUGGAUCAAAUUAGAAAAGAAGAAAAGAUUGGUUCUUGUUUUGAUGAUUCACCAAAUUCUAAGGAAAAACCGUUUUAUUUUUCUUUUUUCAAGAAUGGAAUUGAUGAAAAAGCAAAAGCUGAGGUUUUUGAUGAAAAAGAAGCUAAUGAUCAAGAAUUAGCAGAAGAGCAUGUUGAAAGUAAUUGUUGUGAAGAGAAUUUGAAGCAAAAUGAUGAAGGUUUUAGUGAUAAGGAAUCAGAGAAUUUGGAAGAUAUAUGUUAUGAAAUUCAAUUGUUUUCAGAUAAUCAAUCUUUCGUUCGAAAUUCGAUUCAAUGGUCUGAUACUAUUGGAGCUGAGGAUUUCAUUAUAAGUGAAAAGUCAUCAUCUGAUGUACAUGUUAAUGGAUUCUUGAAUUCUGAUCAUUUUAUGGAAAAUGAUGAAAUGGGGUUUAUAGAAUUGGAAACCUCUUUACAUAAUUUUAGUGCAAUGGAUACAAAUGAGUUUGUUUCUAAAAAAGUUGACAGAGUUGAAGAAACUGAUGUGAAUUCUGAGGAAGUGAAGUUAAUGGAUGAUUUUCAAGAAUUUCAAGAUCAUAAUUCGAGUCGAAAAUCAUGGGAUACAGACUCAGAUUCAGAUGAAGAUGAAUGUGAUAUCUUAUUACAACAUCAGAAUUUAGUCAGGCAAAUGAAAAUGGAAAUGAAAAAUUCAAGAAUCACAGGACUUCCUACUAUAUCAGAAGAUUGUGAAUCUCCUAAAGUAGUAGAAGAUUUGAAGCCACUGAAAAUUGAUGAAAAGAUUGAGUAUAAAGAUUGUAUUGAAGAAAUUCACAAGUUUUACAAAAGCUAUGCUGAAAAAAUGAGGAAAUUGGAUAUCUUGAAUUACCAGACCUUGAAUGCUAUCAGUUUCCUUCAGCUUAAGGAUUCAGAAGUAUUUAUGUCAAGCAAAAAGUCAUCAAUUUCAAUAACCAAAGCCUUCACUUUGCCUAGCUUCUUGGCAAACAAACAAAGGAAAAUCUUUGCUGAUCCUGCACAAAAAUCCAUUAGUGAAAUGAAUAGAGACUUGGAAAUAGUGUAUGUUGGACAAGUUUGCCUUUCUUGGGAAAUUCUUUGUUGGCAAUAUGGAAAAACAAAGGAAUUGCUAGAACAUGAUCCUCAAGAGUAUCACACAUAUAACCAAGUAGCUGGAGAAUAUCAGCAAUUUCAAGUACUUUUGCAAAGAUUUGUAGAGGACGAGCCAUUUCAAGGACCUCGAGUCCAAAAUUAUGUCAGGAAGAGGUGCAUGCUCCGUAGCUUUCUUCAAGUCCCGAGCAUUAGAGAUGAUCGUUCAAAGGAAAAGCAGGGCGGACAUGAAGGGGAAAAAGACGUCAUCUCCAUAGUGAAGUUGGCGGAAAUUAUUAAGGAAACAAUGCACGUUUUCUGGGAGUUUCUUCGUGCUGAUAAACGUGAAACCAAUUUGGGCUUAAAGGGUGUUCAAGGAACUCAAAUGGACACUGCAGAAACCGAGCUUUUUAUGAAUAUCAGAUCAGAUCUUCAAAAGAAGGAGAGGAAGCUUAAAGAUGUUCAAAGAAGUGGCAAUUGCAUAGUGAAGAAGUUCCAAAAACAGCAAGAAGGUCGAUUAAGCCAUCCGUUAUUCACGUCGCUUGUGGAACUAAGACUGGUAUCAAGAGUACUAAGUUUACCAAGAGUAAGGAGAGAUCACUUAGUCUGGUGCCAGAAGAAACUAAGUAAUAUCAAUGUUGUUGGCAGGAAAGUUAGUAUGGAGCCAUGUUUUUCCCUUUUUCCAUGCUAGGAAAUAUGAAUAUGUUUAGUUUUCAUAUGUAAAUGAAAGUCUUCUAGGUUAUAUUAGUACCCAAAAAAAACCUUAAAAAUACCCUUGCUUCCCCUUUAAAAAGAAGUAGCUAGAGGAGGAGAUAAUUUGGCCUGAUUUUGUAAGGUCAAAUUCAGAAUAAGGAUCAAUGGUUUCUCAUAACUUUUGAAUAUUAGAAUAGUAGCGCAUAAUGGCAGUACUC
Messenger RNA from Nicotiana attenuata, 2711 nucleotides. RefSeq lists its product as uncharacterized. The transcript has 5 exons. The record is from RefSeq and is a predicted model, not a curated record. The coding region runs from base 311 to 2491 and encodes 726 amino acids. NCBI's taxonomy places the organism in Eukaryota, Viridiplantae, Streptophyta, Magnoliopsida, Solanales, Solanaceae.